This is a messenger RNA of Fraxinus pennsylvanica, 501 nucleotides long. The record is from the annotation of a GenBank genome assembly. NCBI's taxonomy places the organism in Eukaryota, Viridiplantae, Streptophyta, Magnoliopsida, Lamiales, Oleaceae.
AUGCAAAAUUCUUCAUCACAAGCACCAUGGUACAUGCAGCAGUCUAUGGUCACAGGUGAUUACAAUCAGGCGAUGAAGAGAAAAGAGAGAGGGUUGUCCGUGCGGUGGAGGGUUAAGGCUAGUUUGGAUACUACGGAGGCAGCGGCCGCCGCCGGUGAGGUUGCUGCGGUGGUGGGUCAGGUGACGGAGGUUAAUAAGGACACCUUUUGGCCCAUUGUUAAAGCCGCCGGUGAUAAGACUGUCGUCGUCGAUAUGUACACUCAGUGGUGUGGUCCGUGUAAGGUGAUUGCUCCAAAAUAUCAAGAAUUGUCUAAGAAAUAUCUUGAUGUUGUCUUCCUAAAGUUGGACUGCAACCAAGAUAACAAGCCACUGGCAAAGGAGUUGGGAAUUAAGGUGGUUCCAACCUUCAAGAUAUUGAAGGACAGCAAGAUAGUUAAAGAAGUUACGGGAGCCAAAUUCGAUGAUUUACUACUCGCAAUCGAUAAUGCAAGAUCUAGUUAA